UUAACUGUGUUGUGUGCGUGACACUCCGUGUCUUUAUUGUUCCAGUGUCUACACGUCUGUGAUGUGCAUUUGUCUGCGUGACAGUGUUUAGCGUCUUUUGACUCUGACUUCAGUCCAACCUCCUGUGUUUGACCUGAGCAGUGACCAGUGCUUCCCUUCGUGAUGUUUGCCUGUGCUAAAUUCGUCUCCACGCCCUCACUGAUCCGUAUUGGAUCUCGGGGAUUGUACAGGCCACUCUCGUCAGCAGUGGUGUCAGAUGCCAGGAGAGCAGAGACCACUUCCCUCCUGUCACCACCAGGCAUUGCUGCCUCCCAGCAGCAGGUGGCACUGCGAGGUUUCCAGACCAGUGCCGUGAGCCGUGACAUUGACACUGCUGCGAAGUUCAUCGGCGCAGGAGCUGCCACUGUGGGAGUGGCUGGAUCAGGAGCUGGAAUUGGAACAGUGUUCGGUAGCCUUAUUAUUGGUUAUGCCAGGAACCCUUCACUGAAGCAGCAGCUGUUCUCUUAUGCCAUCUUGGGCUUUGCUCUCUCUGAAGCUAUGGGUCUCUUCUGCCUGAUGGUUGCUUUCCUAAUUCUGUUCGCCAUGUAAACAAGAUCUGUAUUUGCUCUAAAGAUGUACAAUCACAACUUCUCCAACAAUUGUUUUGACUGUGUGUCUUUUUAAAUGGUGCGACAAGCUCAGCCUACACGGUAGUUUCUGAAAAGAUUGUGAAACUCUGGCAAAACCCAAGUCAUAUUUUGAUGAUGGUUUUGUCAUUAUGUUGUAUAUUAAUUGUAUGUUCUGUUAAACAUGCAGCCAGUAACAAAAUUAAAACAUUUAAUUAAUCAGAA
Solea solea (common sole) is the source of this 830-nucleotide messenger RNA. RefSeq names its product ATP synthase F(0) complex subunit C3, mitochondrial-like. The record is from RefSeq and is a predicted model, not a curated record. Lineage: Eukaryota; Metazoa; Chordata; Actinopteri; Pleuronectiformes; Soleidae. The transcript is spliced from 5 exons. The coding region runs from base 163 to 588 and encodes 141 amino acids. Gene Ontology annotation, molecular function: proton transmembrane transporter activity. Gene Ontology annotation, biological process: proton motive force-driven ATP synthesis; proton transmembrane transport.